AUGUCCGACGACCCCUUCCCGGCCUCCGCUCCCGGUGCCGGCCCUCCCGCCUUGGCUCCCGGUAAGCACCGCGGCCCCCGCUUCAGCUGGAACAGUGCCUAUGAGACCACCUUCUUCACCUCCCUCUGCGAGUCGGUCCAUCUCGGUCUACGCGAGGGCAACACGUUCAAGCCCGAGGCCUGGGACCGCGCAUUGCAGGCCCUCAUCACCCACCACAACGCCUAUGCCAACAAGGGCCACCUCAUCAACAAGAGCGACAAUGCUCGGAAAAAGUUCCGUCUGUGGCGUGGUCUGCGCGAGGAUCCCGACUUCCACUACGAUGUCAUGACCAGGACUGUGAAUGCCUCCGAGGAAGCAUGGGCCAGACAUUUGCAGAUGGAACCACUCUCUCGCUCCCUUCGUGGAAGACCUUUCGAACAUGAAGAACUUUACGAGAUCUUGUUUCCCGAUGUCAUCGGCUCUGGCGGUGCCCCCAAACGACUGACCAAACAACGCCCCCGCAAGACGAACGACAACCUCAACCCUUCCGGCCCCGGCCUCGGUCCCGGCUCCAGCUCCGGCUCUGGUCCCGGUCACGGUCCCGGCCACGCCGACCAGGAUGCCCCUAAUACGACCAUCAUGAACCUCCUUGCCGAUCAAUCCUACGCGAACCCUCAUCCACAGGCCCACAUGCCUCCUCCGCCGCCGCCAGUCCAUUCGGCUUCCGCCCCUCUUCCCUCUCCCAUCCCCGCCCCCGUGUUGGCCCCCAUUCCCACUCCACCAACCUUGCCGUCGUCUCAACCACCAUCACAUUCCCGGCCCAACCUGAGCGCACAUCAGCCCCGAAAUAACCCGAGCACGUCCGCCCUCACGCCACCCGAGGAGAAUCCUGUCCAGAACCGAAGAAGGCCUCACAUGCCUGACAGCAGUGGCUCCAGCGGCUCUACUAACGCUGAAAAACGCCGCCGUACUGCCUCAAACUCUGUUGACCACGCUUCUCAGCCCUCGGGUAUUGCCAGCUCUUCCGCAGUCAGCAGUCUAUCUACUCCCGAUGCGGUGACAGCUUUGGCAGAGGUUCUUCGUUUUCCCAAGCCCAAGUUGAGUUGGGCAGAGCAAGCCGUCGAGAUCUUCUUCCGAGACUUCGCCCAGGAGGAUAUGGACUUUCAGCUCAAGGUGGCCGAAAAGGCCCUCACGGACGAGAACAAGGCCAUGGUGUUUUGCAAGAUGCCCAACCACGUGCGCAAACAUUGGAUUAAGCGUCUGAGGGAAGCACACAACAGGAGUAUCUAG
Molecule: messenger RNA, 1269 nt
Organism: Neurospora hispaniola
Lineage: Eukaryota; Fungi; Ascomycota; Sordariomycetes; Sordariales; Sordariaceae
Product: Myb/SANT-like DNA-binding domain-containing protein
Exons: 2
Coding region: 1-1269 (422 amino acids)
Source: RefSeq, a predicted model, not a curated record